Molecule: messenger RNA, 1956 nt
Organism: Vicia villosa (hairy vetch)
Lineage: Eukaryota; Viridiplantae; Streptophyta; Magnoliopsida; Fabales; Fabaceae
Exons: 3
Coding region: 1-1956 (651 amino acids)
Molecular function (GO): zinc ion binding
Source: RefSeq, a predicted model, not a curated record
AUGACAAAAAAAAUAGAAGAAACAAUGCAAAAAAAAAUAUCAGAUAUUUUUUAUCGAUAUCCAAUAAUUGAUGGAGCACGUGAUAGUGUCACAUACAAUACUGCGAAGAUCGAAGAUGAUGAAGAUGUUACUUCAAGGCUUAAUUGUCACACUAGAGGAAGUUUAUCCCACGCAAUCGUCCCAAACACAUCAAUAUCAACAAAGCCAGUCCUCCCUACACGGAGAGCCAUCCCAUACCAACAUAACGAGCCAUUGUUUCCGGAAGAAGAGGUUGAUGAUGAUAGCGACUCUGAUGAUGCCAGGCAACUUUAUUUGUUUGGUGGUUCUAGUGACGAUUCAGGUGACGAAAUUAUUCCCGUGUCACAACCUUCUCCAGUACUUGAUUUAUACAACCCACCAUAUCACAUGAGAAAUCAUGUUUCCGAUCCUACUGGGCCUGUAUCGGUCUUUGAUUCCAUAGACGAGGGUCAUGAAUGUGGAGGUUUAAAGGACGGCAUGAAGUUUGAAAACAAUGAAAGUUGUAUGUAUGCAAUCCGUCAAUAUCACAUUAAAAAUAGUGUUGAUUACGAGAUUUAUAAGUCUGAUACGCAACGUUUCUUGGUUAGAUGUCGGAUCGAAGGAUGCGGCUUCACAUGUAGAGCAUCAUUACGAAAGGGGUGUGGUAAAUGGGUUAUUGGUAGAAUUGGUGGACUACACACUUGCAUGGCGUCUGCUAUGUCACAAGAUCACAAUAAGCUUGACUCAAAUCUUAUCGCUCAAAGCAUCAGAGCUCUUGUCAGCGAUGACGCUUCAAUCAAGGUGAAAACUAUUAUCGCUCAUGUUCGUACAGUUUUCAACUACACGAUAUCUUAUAAAAAAGGAUGGCUUGUAAAGAACAAAGCAAUCGAGUCUAUUUAUGGAAACUGGGAGGCUUCAUACAACGACCUACCGCAAUGGUUGUUAGUCAUGCGAGAGCAUCUUCCUGGAACCGUAAUAGAACUAGAAAUACUGCAUGUAUAUUUAGAUGAUGGAACACAAAUUAGUGGUGCAAGAAUUUUCCAUCGCCUUUUUUGGACAUUUCAACCUUGUAUCAGGGGUUUUGCCUAUUGCAAACCAAUUGUGCAAGUCGAUGGCACAUGGCUGUAUGGAAAAUAUAGGGGAACGUUGCUAAUGGUUGUUACACAAGAUGGGAACGGUAACAUUUUUUCAAUCGCCUACGCAUUGGUUGAAGGUGAGACCGAAGGGGCUUGGAGUUUUUUCCUGAAAAAUUUGCGGCUCCACGUGACCCUUCAGUCCGAUCUAUGUUUGAUAUCUGAUCGACACGAGUCUAUAAAGACUGCAUACAACAACCCAGACAAUGACUGGAAAAAUCCUCCUUCAGUGCAUGUGUAUUGCAUCAGGUAUGCUCUGACGGAGUCUACAUACGCUUAUUAUCGAGAGGAAAUCCGACAAACAGACAUGGAAGCUUUCAACUGGAUAGAGAAUCUUCCAAGAGAAAAAUGGUCGCGAGCUUAUGACGGUGGAAGACGAUGGGGUCACAUGACAACUAACUUUGUUGAAUCGUUGAACUCAGUGAUGAAGGAAACAAGGAAUUUACCUAUUACAUCACUGGUAAGAUCAACAUACUUCAGGAUGGGCACAUUGUUUGGGAGGCGAGGUCAUGAUUGGACAAAAAUGUUGUCAUCAAAGAAGGAUUUCACAGAUAAUUGCAUGAAAGGGAUGACGAAAGAAGUAGAAAAAUCUCACAGUUAUAAUGUCCUGAGUUUUGAUCGUGAGAGAAACUAUUUCGUCGUCCAAGAGACGGUUAAUAAUAACGAGUGUCGGCCACUUACUUAUUAUAACGUCGACCUCCAAAAACAAACAUGUGACUGUGGACAAUUUCAGACUUUUCAUGUGCCCUGCUCGCAUGCCAUUGCAGCUUGUUCUCAUGUCCGACUCAAUUAUAUGAUGUUUAUCCCUCCUGUAUUUAGAGUUUGA